Messenger RNA from Xenopus tropicalis (tropical clawed frog), 10881 nucleotides. It is a transcript of the gene piezo2, whose product is annotated as piezo-type mechanosensitive ion channel component 2. Gene Ontology annotation, cellular component: plasma membrane; membrane. Lineage: Eukaryota; Metazoa; Chordata; Amphibia; Anura; Pipidae. Gene Ontology annotation, biological process: monoatomic ion transmembrane transport. The transcript is spliced from 56 exons. Gene Ontology annotation, molecular function: mechanosensitive monoatomic ion channel activity. The record is from RefSeq and is a predicted model, not a curated record. Bases 632 to 9100 code for a protein of 2822 amino acids.
UUUCAUUGAGGUGGUGGGGAAGUGUGGCAGAAGGCUCCUGAGCGAAGCCGGCGAAGUGGUGUGUGGUGGUGUCCAGGGGCUUCUGUGCUACCAAACUGCAGCUCGUUUCGCCCAGUCACUGCAGAUACCUUGUGGCAUUCACUGAGAUCCGCUGGGCGGAAUUCAUCCUUCUGGUGGGCAAUGGAGAGAAGAAGUCGGUCUUAGGAUGCGCUUACCUUUGCCAGACAGCAGGGGGUCCCCCUGGAGAUAAGGUGAGGUGCCUGCAGCCUGUGGGUGCUUGGACUUUCUGGAUAGAAGGAAAGCAGAUAUUAUCCUUCACACUCCCUUUAGACGUUCCUACUGCUGUUGAGAAGAGUUUGUCGGACUAUGGUUGUUAUGGGAAGCCAUGAGUGCGCCCUUGUGGGCGCAGCGCCAUAGAUUCUUGCGCCGGCUGAAGGGGAGUCCGCUGUGCUUGGGGUCCGAGCGGCUGGAGAUGCCGGGACACUGGUGACAGGAGGUGAAGCCAAAAACGAUGCGAAACGGUGUCAGCUGCGCACUUGGCCGGACACUGAGGUGAUGGGAAUUUAGUAGCAGGCGCAAACCGCUUUUUGCUUUGUGAUUUUAAUCGCGACUCGAGCUUUAAUCAGACGCGAUGGCAUCGGAAGUGGUGUGUGGGCUCAUCUUCAGAUUUCUUCUCCCACUAUGCCUGGUUGUAGCGUGCAUGUUCCGGUACAAUGGAAUAUCUUUUGUCUACCUCAUCUACCUCUUGCUUAUACCUUUAUUUUCGGAGCCUACCAAAAUAACAAUGCAAGGUCAUACAGGACGGUUAUUAAAAUCCUUAUGUGUUUCCAGUCUGUCAUUUCUGCUGCUGCACAUCAUCUUUCAAAUUACCGUAUACAGCCUCGAGGCCAGAAAACACAUUGAACCACAUUUUAACUGUUCAACAUGGGAGAAAGCAAUACGACAAAUUGGUUUUGAAAGUGUAAAAGGAGCAGAUGCUGGUAAUGGAAUCCGCGUGUUUGCACCAGAUAUCGGAAUGUUUAUUGCAAGCUUGGCUACCCUGUUGGUUUGUAGAAAACUAGUUCAGAAAACAGUUACUGAAGAGGACGCACAAUACAACCCCCAGUUUGUAAAUGAAGAAAUGGCAGAAGAAGGAAAGGUGGACCUGGAUGAAGCGUUAAUGUAUGAGGAAGACUUUGAUGGAGAAGAGGAUGAAAUUGAGGCAGCUGAAGAAAGCACAAAAUUAAAAAUUCUUCGCAGAAUUGCUUCAUUUGCAUCCGUACUUAAAGAGUUUAUUGGCAACAUUAUAACCACAGCUGGGAAAGUAGUUAUUACAAUUUUACUUGGUUUAACAGGCAUGAUGUUGCCGUCUUUGACCUCAGCUGUGUAUUUCUUUGUAUUUUUGGGGCUAUGCACAUGGUGGUCCUGUUGCCGAGUAUUUGAUCCGCUGAUAUUCAGCUGUCUAUGUGUAUUAAUGGCUAUAUUUAGUGCAGGGCACUUAAUUGGACUUUAUCUGUACCAGUUGCAGUUUUUUCACGAGAUUAUUCCACCAAAUGAUUUCUAUGCCAGGUUGUUUGGUGUUACUUCAUUAGUUCAAACCGACUGCUGUAACACUUGGAGAUUUUUUGCAAACAACAGUCUACCAUGGAACCAGUAUACCAAUCCUGUCAUGCUUUUAGUACUGUAUUACACGCUGGCAACUCUCAUACGCCUUUGGCUACAGGAACCUAUUAAUGUAGAGGAAGAGAAGGAGGAAGACUGUAGCCCAGCAGCACUUACUGCAGAAAGAAGACGUAGUUUGUGGUACUCUAGGCACUACACAACGGAUGAAAGACAACUUCUGUCCAUGACUCAAGAUGACUACAAGCCAUCUGAUGUUUUACUAGUAACUGUAAAUGGGACUCCCGUAGAUUACUGUUCACUAAAUUCAUCACUUCCGAUAGAAAAUGGUCCAACUAAAAUUGACAUGUAUUCAACACCGCAAUAUAAAUGGGACCAUGAAGAUGAAACUUCAGAAAAGAAAGAAGAGGAAGAGCAAGAAGAAGAACCCAAUGAAGAGGUUGCAGAAGAGAAAGAAAACACUAAAGUUCAUGUAAUGGUGGUGGCAUUUCAGUUCAUUAUGAAGCAAAGCUAUAUAUGUGCACUAAUUUCAAUGAUGGCCUGGAGCAUCACAUACCACAGCUGGUUGACUUUUGUUUUGUUAAUCUGGUCUUGUGCUCUCUGGAUGGUCCGAAAUAGGAGAAAAUAUGCUAUGCUUAGUUCACCUUUUAUGGUUAUGUAUGGUAAUUUACUUUUAACAUUACAAUACAUAUGGAGCAUAGCCUUACAAAGUGAUGAACUUCCAGAAGUUAUGGGUCUCCUUGAGAGAAAAAAGCCCGAAGAGCUUGUAUCGAAGAUCAUUUUCACAGUUACAUUUUGGCUUUUGCUCAGACAACACCUUACAGAGCAAAAGGCAUUAAAGCAAAAAGAAUUAGCAUUAUCUGAAAUAAAAGUUGGAAGUGAAGACAAAGAAGGUGAAGUGCAAGAAGAAGAAGAAGAAGUGGAGGAUGAAAAUGAUAUCAUGAAGGUCCUCGGAAAGCUAGUGCAGGCUAUGUUUGUCAAGUACUGGAUUUAUGUCUGUGGCGGCAUGUUUUUUUUUGUCAGCUUUGAAGGAAAAAUAGUUAUGUACAAAAUUAUCUACAUGAUGCUCUUCCUAUUCUGUGUAGCUCUGUAUCAGGUGCACUAUGAAUGGUGGAGACGAAUUUUAAAAUAUUUUUGGAUGUCUGUGGUUGUUUACACCAUGUUGGUGCUUGUUUUUAUUUACACUUACCAAUUUAAAUCAUUUCCGGGCCUUUGGAUGAAUAUGACAGGGCUGGAUAAGGAAAAGUUAGCAGAUCUUGGUUUAGAGACAUUUAACUUGACUGACCUAUUUACUCGUAUAUUUAUCCCAACCUCAUUUUUGUUAGUGUGCAUUUUGCACCUACAUUACUUCCAUGACCGUUUUCUCCAGCUCACUGACCUAAAGGCUGUAACCAGCAAGCAGGACAGCACAAUUUACAGCCAUGCCAAAGUAAAUGGUCGAGUUUACUUAAUAAUAAAUAGCAUCAAGCAAAAAAUUCCAAUUCAGCAAAAUGAAUUGGUGCAUCCAGAAGGAAGUUUGCCUGAUAUAACGAUGAUGAACUUAACAACAGAAUCUGAAAUGCUUGAGGAAAAGCGGUUGGAAAUUUAUGACGAAAAAAAAACUCAUGACCAAGACUCAGAUGAUGAAUGGGAUAAAGGGGAUAGCAAAGAACCAGGUCAUUCUGAUGAUGAAGCUGAGGAUGAGGAAUCAGAAGAAGAAGAAACAACAACAGAGUCCAGGAACAAGUGGCAUCUAGUGAUAGAUCGCUUAACGGUUCUUUUCCUAAAGUUUCUGGAAUAUUUUCACAAGUUUCAGGUCUUUGUUUGGUGGCUUCUGGAGCUUCACAUGAUAAAGAUUGUUUCUUCAUACAUCAUUUGGCUUACUAUAAAGGAGGUUUCACUGCUCAAUUAUGUAUUUUUUAUUGCCUGGGCCUUCGCUUUGCCCUACUCACAAUUCCGGCCAUUGGCAUCAAGUGUUUGCACAGUCUGGACAUGUGUCAUCAUCAUAUGUAAAAUGUUGUACCAGCUAGCCUCCAUUGACCCUGCAACCUUUUCCAGCAACUGUUUAAUGCCACAGCUAAACGAAACAACUGCACGUAACCAAACUGAGCUUAAUUCUUCUGUGCUUUACAAUUCCUCUGUUGAUCCUUCUAAUUGGGUUGGACUAAAGAAGUCAACUCCACUCCUUGCUUAUUUGCGGAACAAUUUGCUGAUGUUGGCCAUGUUAGCUUUUGAAGUAACCAUUUACCGGCAUCAGGAGUAUUACAGGUUGCGAAACAAUCUCACCACACCUGCAACAAAAACCAUCUUUCAUGACAUCACAAGACUUCACUUGGAUGAUGGACUCAUAAAUAGUGCCAAGUAUUUUGUGAACUACUUUUUCUACAAGUUUGGAUUGGAAACAUGUUUCUUACUGUCGGUAAAUGUAAUCGGUCAGAGGAUGGACUUUUUUGCCAUGGUUCAUGCACUUUGGCUUUUUGGCGUAUUAUACCGACGCAGAAGGAAAGCGAUUGCAGAAACCUGGCACAGAUAUUGCUGUUUUCUUGCUUGCAUUAUGGCAUUCCAGUAUUUUAUAUGUAUUGGCAUCCCCCCUGCUGCAUGUAAAGACUAUCCUUGGAGACAACCUGGAGCCAAUUUUAAUUCUAACAUAAUAAAGUGGUUAUACUUUCCAGACUUUAUUGUGAGGCCUAGUCCUCUGUUUCUUGUCUAUGAUUUUUUGCUUUUGCUUUGUGCGUCCCUUCAAAGAGAAGUGUUUGAGGAAGAAAAUAAGGCAGCAGUUCGAAUCAUGGCUGGUGACAAUGUAGAAAUUUGCAUGAACCUUGAUGCUGCAUCUUUUAGCCAACAUAAUCCUGUACCUGAUUUCAUAUACUGCAGAUCUUAUUUGGACAUGGGUAAAGUUAUAAUGUUUAGUUACCUUUUCUGGUUUGUGCUCACCAUCAUCUUCAUCACGGGAACUACACGGAUCAGCAUAUUCUGCAUGGGCUACUUGGUAGCUUGCUUCUAUUUUCUAUUAUUUGGUGGAGAUUUGCUGUUAAAACCUAUAAGAAUCAUCCUACGCUAUUGGGAUUGGCUGAUUGCUUACAAUGUUUUUGUCAUUACAAUGAAAAAUGUAUUAUCAAUAGGAGCAUGUGGCUACAUUGAAUAUUUAAUCAAAGACAGUUGUUGGUUAAUUCAGGCAUUCAGUCUUUCUUGUACAGUGAAAGGUUAUUUUAUCCCCCAAAACACACCUGACUGUCAGUUGCCAAGCGGAGAGGCUGGAAUCAUUUGGGACAGUAUAUGUUUUGCUUUCCUUUUAUUGCAAAGAAGAGUGUUUAUGAGCUAUUACUUCUUACAUGUGGUUGCAGACAUCAAAUCAUCUCAGAUUCUAGCAUCAAGAGGUGCUGAACUGUUCCAAGCUACAAUUGUAAAAGCUGUAAAAGCAAGAAUUGAAGAAGAAAAAAAAUCUAUGGACCAGCUCAAGAGACAGAUGGACCACAUUAAAGCCAGGCAAGAAAAAUAUAAAAAAGGUAAAGAAAAAAUGCUGAGUCUUACACAGGAUGGAGAAGGACAAGAAGUUCAAAAACUAGAUGAUGACGAUGAAGAAGGAGACAAAGCAGACAAAGAGAAAGCCAAGGGCAAAAAAAAGCAGUGGUGGCGACCUUGGGUUGAUCAUGCUUCCAUGGUGAAAAGCGGUGAUUAUUAUUUGUUUGAGACGGACAGUGAAGAAGAAGAUGAGGAUGACAAAAAAGAAGAAGAGCCUAGAAGAAAAUCUGCCUUCCAGAGAGCUAUUGGAAAGUUUGCAUCAGCCAUUAUAGCCUUGCCAAAGUCUGUCAUUAAACUGCCUAAAACAAUUCUUCAAUAUUUAAUCAGAGCUGCAAAGUUUUUGUACCAAGCAUGGAUUACUGAUCCAAAAACAGCCCUUAAGCAAAGAAGCAUGGAAGCCAAAGAAGAAAAGGCAAGGGAAAUGAGGCGAAAGGGCAUUGCUGAAGGUGAUAUUAUUGUAGAAUGUGGGGAUAAAGAAGAAGAAAAAGAGCAAGGAAAAAAGAAAUCAGAUGGCCCAGACAAUAUCUUCAAAAGAAUAUUUAACAUCCUGAAGUUUACUUGGGUCCUCUUCCUUGCUACAAUCGAUAGUUUUACGGCUUGGCUAAACUCCAUUUCAAGAGAACAUAUUGAUAUCUCCAAAGUUCUAAGCAUAGAACGUUGCAUGCUGACUAGAGAGAUAAAAAAGGGCAAUGUGCCUACUCGAGAAAGCAUCCACAUGUAUUACCAAAAUCAAAUAAUGAUGAGCCUUUCUAGAGAGUCUGGACUUGACAGAAUUGAUGACCAACCUGGUUCAUCGUCCAGUCACCAUAGCCAUGACAAGAUGGCGAGUAAAAGGAUGGACAGUGCAGACUCAGCUGUAUCUCAUGAUAGCAUAUCAAGCUGCUGCACUGAAGCAACCAUGCUAUUCUCAAGGCAAUCUACACUUGAUGAUUUAGAUGGACCAGACUCUGUACCAAAAACAAGUGAGCGUGCUCGACCUAGGCUUCGUAAAAUGUACAGCAUGGACAUGUCUUCUUCAUCUGCUGACAGUAUAGCUUCAAGUGAGCCAACUCAGUGCACCAUGGUCUACUCACGGCAGGGCACAACAGAAACUAUUGAGGAAGUGGAAGAUGAAGAGGAGGAAGAAAGCAAAAGUCCUUUAUCAAAGAUAGAAGCCGAGGAAGAAGAAUAUGACAUGGAUUUGGAAGGGACAAGCUAUACUCCGGACACAGAAUUUCCCCUGUACGCCACUACAGAGGGGGAUCUUCCUCCUUCGUACAGUAAAGCCGGCAGCUUCGAACAACUUACAUUUGUAUCUCAGGACUCGGCUGACAAUUUAAUGGUUCUAAGCCCAGAUGAAAGUCGUACUGAUAAGCUACAUGAUCAUAUUCUUCCACCUCUUACACAUGAACUGACUGCUAGCGAGCUGCUUCUAAACAAAAUGUUUUAUGAUGAAGAGUUAGAAGACUCUGAAAAAUUUUAUACUACUCAACCACGCCCGCUGCAGCUUAUUUAUGCCUUGUAUAAUACAUUGGUGGCCAGAUCAGAAAUGGUGUGCUAUUUUGUGAUUAUUCUUAAUCACAUGAUUUCAGCUUCUAUGAUCACAUUGGUACUGCCCAUCCUUAUAUUCCUUUGGGCUAUGCUUUCUGUCCCAAGGCCCAGUAAGAGAUUUUGGAUGACAGCUAUUGUAUAUACAGAGGUGACAAUUGUUAUUAAAUAUUUUUUCCAAUUUGGAUUCUUCCCAUGGAAUAAAAAUGUGGAUUAUACAAAGGACAAACCUUACUUCCCACCUAACAUAAUGGGCAUUGAGAAGAAAGAAGGUUAUGUGCACUAUGACCUGGUGCAACUGCUUGCUCUGUUUUUCCAUAGAUCUAUUUUAAAGUGCCACGGGCUUUGGGAUGAAGAUGAUGUCACUGAAAAAGCCACAGAUAAAGACGACACGGAUGGAGAGAUAUCAGAGGCAUCAGGAAGAAGGGAUUCCGUUGGCUCAUUGAAAUCUGUCAAUCUAGCUGCGUCUGUGGAGUCAGUCCAUGUGCACUUCCCUGAGGAAAAGACCGCUAUCAGGAGAAAAAGCACAAGCAGUGGAUCGCAAAUUUCCCGAAGGUCAAGUUAUUCCUCGCACAGGUCUAAAAGAGGCAGCACCAGUACUCGGAACAGCAGUCAAAAAGGAAGCAGCAUUCCCAGUAUUAAACUGAAAUCUAGAAAGGAACUUAUACUGGAAAAACUCAGAGAACAGCUCAUUAAAGCAAAAGCAUUUACGAUCAAGACGAUACUACAAAUCUAUGUCCCGAUCAGACAGUUUUUUUACAAUCUUAUACAUCCUGAAUACAGUGCUGUGACUGAUGUCUAUGUGCUGAUGUUCCUGGCAGACACUGUAGAUUUCAUCAUUAUUGUUUUUGGAUUUUGGGCGUUUGGAAAACACUCCGCUGCAGCAGAUAUUACAUCCUCUCUAUCAGAAGACCAAGUCCCAGAAGCAUUUUUGGUAAUGGUGCUUAUCCAGUUUGGAACCAUGGUUGUUGAUCGUGCUUUGUAUCUUCGCAAAACAGUCAUGGGAAAAGUUAUUUUCCAAGUUAUCCUUGUAUUUGGAAUCCAUUUUUGGAUGUUCUUCAUCUUGCCAGGGGUAACAGAAAGGAAAUUUAGUCAGAACACUGUUGCCCAACUGUGGUAUUUUGUCAAGUGCAUUUAUUUUGGAUUGUCGGCAUAUCAGAUACGUUGUGGAUAUCCAACUCGGGUGCUUGGUAACUUCCUUACUAAAAGCUACAAUUAUGUCAACCUGUUCCUUUUCCAAGGCUUUCGCCUCGUUCCAUUUCUUACGGAGCUGCGAGCUGUUAUGGACUGGGUAUGGACUGACACCACUCUCAGUCUUUCCAGCUGGAUCUGUGUAGAGGACAUUUAUGCACAUAUAUUUAUACUAAAAUGCUGGCGGGAGUCAGAAAAGAGAUAUCCCCAGCCACGAGGCCAAAAGAAGAAAAAGGUUGUGAAAUACGGAAUGGGUGGAAUGAUAAUAGUUCUGCUGAUUUGUAUCGUGUGGUUUCCUUUGCUCUUCAUGUCCUUGAUUAAAUCAGUUGCUGGGGUCACUAACAAGCCCCUAGAUGUGUCCAUUACAAUAACCCUUGGAGGUUAUCAGCCUAUUUUUACCAUGAGUGCACAACAAAAUCAGCUGCAAGGCUUGAAUGACAAUGAAUUUAAGCAUUUACAUAAUAUAUAUAAAGGCAAUACACCUGCCAUGCAGUUUCUGGAAUCCUAUAUGCAGGAAGACAUCACCAUAGCAGGACUGGAAGGCAAUUCCAACUCUCUGUGGACCAUCAGCCCUCCGAGCAGGACAAUGAUGAUAGAAAGACUUAUCCAGGAACCUGACUUCACAGCGGUCAUUUCUUGGUCCAUUCGAAGAAAUGUGAGUCUUGGAGCUAAGGCAGAGGUAACAGGUGAAAAAUAUACAAUAUCACUGGCAGGUCAAACUCGGAGGGAACUUGCGGAUAUGAUGAAUAGUUCAUCUCCCAAUAAGACAGUGGAACUGAUAAAGAUAUACCCAUUGUGUUUAAAAGCACCAAGUGAUGUUACUGCAAAACCCAUCCUUCAGCUUCUUAAGAAUCAAGAGUUUGUGAAUAUUAGCGUUUUACUAAGAAAAGAAAACACAUCAGAAGGGGUUCGAGAAUGGUGGGUAGUGAAUCAAAGCCAUAAAGAGUUCAUUAAGAAGGAUGGCCUGGAACUAUGGGUUUUCAGUGACAAAGUCAGUCCUCCAAGUCUUGGAUUCUUGGCAGGCUAUGGAAUAAUGGGACUAUAUGCCUCUGUAGUUCUCGUAAUAGGAAAGUUUGUGCGUGAGUUUUUCAGCGGAAUUUCGCACUCCAUCAUGUUUGAGGAGCUUCCCAACGUUGACCGUAUACUGAAGCUGUGCACAGACAUUUUCCUUGUGAGAGAGACUGGAGAGUUGGAACUGGAGGAAGACCUGUAUGCCAAAUUAAUAUUUUUGUACCGCUCCCCAGAAACUAUGAUCAAAUGGACAAGAGAGAAAGAUAAAUGAUGUCCAAUGAAUUCAGUUAACUUCAUCUGAAUGUUUGAAAAGCACAAUAGCCUCCGAGCUCAUAUGAGAGCCUGGAACCUUACAAUGAAGUAGAUAUUUUAUCUCCCACCAGAGCCCAGUAAGGGGAUACUGUGGGCUUCAUGUUGCCUCUGGAACUAGAGAAAGAAACGGCAAAAGGCAGGAGUCCGAAACUAUAAAGUUUCUCUAGAAAAGAUGACAAAUUCACCCAGAAGCAACCUGCCGCUACGGAAUGUCCUGUGAGGGGAAAACCGAAUUUGAAUAGACUUCUUAUUUGCUUCUUUGGAAAUGACAUCACUUGGAAUGUGCAAUACUCUGCAUUACAGGGUCCGAAAACCUUUCCGGCACAAAACGAUGAGAAGUUUCCUUUGUGAUGAGACUUGUUGCCUCAAAGGGGUGAAAGUGACUGGACCUGCUCUGUGACAAGCAGAUAAUUUAUGCAUUGCUGCCUCUGUGGGCACACACACAAUUGAAACACACAAAAAGACGACAAUCUUGUUAACUGCCUUAUUUUGUUUUUGUACAGUCCAAAAAGUUCCUUCAAUUAUGAUUAACUUUUUCUCAGGAAAAUCAAUUCAUCAUAAAGCAUUGAGCGAGAGAAUGAGAAAGGGAACCCUUCAGGCCCCUUCCAUGAGUAUAGCUUUCAAUUGGAUACCCGAUUGUCAAAUUGUAUCUGAGCAGGUUAAAAUGCAUGUCCUCGUAUGUCCCUUUUCCUGCAUUUCUAGGAAUUGGCAUUUUGCUUCCUGUUUUUUUAACUGUACAAAAUAAUGUUUACAAGAAUAUCCUUAACAUUUUUACUACACUAAAACAGCUUUCUAGGUUCCUCAUUAUUGAACAUCAUUAAUCACCUGUCAGAGACAAGGCCUUUCUUAAUUUAUUACUGUUAGAGGUGAUUUAGGUUGUUCAUAAAAUAAAAACACACAUUGUAGCAUGACAUUUUGGAUUGCAAAGCUCAACGGCAGAGAGAAUGAUAGGCAGGGUUAGGGUUUGCUUGAAGGGCUUACUGUUUUAGUUCUAAAUCAGUGAUGGCUGCCAAUAAAGAAUUCUGUGAGUAUUUCUCCUAUGCCUUCCCUCCUUGCAUUAGAGUUGCAGAAACCAAAUGUUUUUUCCUUUGCAACCUUCUUUACCAACUAAAAUGAUGCACAGCCAACAAAUAUUUCCCUUUUACAUUCCUACAUUCUUACAGCAAGGGCUACUUAAAAGAAUGCAUUUGUUUGCAGACCACAGGGGAAGAUAUCCUUUCCAGAAACAGGGAAUUGGUCCAUUCCGACUCCCAUUCUAAGAAAAACACUGUACCGUGUGAGCAUUUGCUGAAUGAACUCGAGAGCUGACGUUUCGUUAGUGCACACCUAUAAGAUCCAGAAUGCUUAGGACAAUGUUAUUUUGCACUGAAACAAAGGAAUCUUACCUAAAAGCCUACUAUUUUCAGUGGCAAUAUCCCUAUGUUGCUAAUUGAUAAAUAUAUUGCAGAUGUCUUUAACCACUAAAUUUAAGCCAUGCCGGUUACAAUGUUGUAAUCCUGUGCUGCUUUCCUAAAACCCUUCUUUCUUUCUGUACUUGAAAAUGACAUUAAAACCUGUUUUCAUUCCUGAUCUCCUAAUUGCAUGAUACACAGCAGGUGUUAUGGGUCCGAUAACUGCUGUAAGGUUUUAUUGACAAUGGAUGAAGUUUGUAGAAUAAUAUCUACGUAACAUGAGACAUUUACAAUGGCUGCUUUUUUUCUUACAACGAAACCAUUUUAAAAUAAAUUUUUUUUCACAAUC